Nilaparvata lugens (brown planthopper) is the source of this 1268-nucleotide messenger RNA. RefSeq lists its product as uncharacterized. Gene Ontology annotation, biological process: regulation of transcription by RNA polymerase II. Lineage: Eukaryota; Metazoa; Arthropoda; Insecta; Hemiptera; Delphacidae. The transcript is spliced from 2 exons. Bases 246 to 1151 code for a protein of 301 amino acids. The record is from RefSeq and is a predicted model, not a curated record. Gene Ontology annotation, cellular component: transcription regulator complex; nucleus.
UGCGUCGGGUUAACAGGGCAAGUUAUACGAGCGUCAUCAACGCGAGCGAGCCCGCGUUAUCCCAGCGUUGAGCGUUACUAGCGCAACCUGUCGCUCUAUAGCGCAACCUGCCGCGCUAGCAACGCGGCGUUGGCAACGCUGGCAACACAGCAUUGUUGGCGCGCACUUGACGCGCAGUGGUAGUCUGUGGUUCUUUAUGUCCUGUGUUUCUCUACUCUGUGUUUCAUUACUACUAUCCGUUCGCUAUGUUUGAUACUGAAAAGUUUAUCUACCUCAUUGAGAAGCUGCCGCCCUUGUACGAUGUCAAAUCGAGUGACUACAGUAAUAGACAAUUGAAGGCUAAGUGCUGGAGUGAAGUUGGGAAGGUUAUGUAUGAGACCUGGCAUGAAAUGACUCCCACACAAAAGUACAAUAAAGGUAAAGAACUAAUGAAAAAAUGGAAAACGCUUCGAGACAAUUUUGUAAGAGAUUUUCGACUUAUUAAAAAAAAUGAAACAGGUGUGCCUGUGAACAAGAAGAAGAAAUAUGUCUAUUUCGACCAAUUGUCUUUUUUAAUUCCACACAUAAAAGGAUGCGAGAGCACAGUUUCCAACAUCUCUCCACCAGAUGAGCAGGGAAGUGUACCAGAUGAACAACCCGCUACAACGGAACCGGAGAACGGAUCUACACAACCUCUCCCUCAUGUCCCUGGAACAUCGUCUGGUUCUAAGGAGCGAGAACGCAUCCAGGAUAGAGCCAGAAAAAGGAAGAGACCUGCUGUAGGUACCGCAUUAGCUUCGGCGACUAACAACAUCAUGCAAGAAAGUAUUCAACUUCAAAAGGCUGGUUUGGAACGGCAAGACCUUGACAAGUUCGGGAACAAAGCUUUCAUGCUGUCCUUUGUGCCAACGAUGGACAAUUUUCCACAACUCUUGGCGUUCGAUGUGAGAAUGCAAAUAACCGAAGUAUUUAGAAAUGCUUUGGAAAAUGCAUCAUAUACGUACUUACCCUACCAACAACAACAAGGUCCUCGUCCAAACUCUGCAGCAUCUUCUCCCUCUACUUGGGAAUCAUUGGGUCAACAGCAAUCUAAUGAUCCUGGACAUGAUCGUGAGACACCACUGCCUGGAUAUAACUAUGGGGACGAAGAUGAUGAGGAUAACUUAAGUUAGCAAGGUCAACAAAAUUGUGAUUUUCUUGAUUGGGGAGCAAUUUUUUGGGGAUUUUCCUGUAUUCUCCCAUAUUGUUGUAAAUAAAUAAGUUUUCAUUAGUUACAGGAGUCGAUUAAA